Messenger RNA from Panonychus citri (citrus red mite), 3223 nucleotides. RefSeq names its product pyrokinin-1 receptor-like. Bases 483 to 2165 code for a protein of 560 amino acids. Gene Ontology annotation, molecular function: RNA polymerase II transcription regulatory region sequence-specific DNA binding; neuropeptide receptor activity; DNA-binding transcription factor activity, RNA polymerase II-specific. The transcript has 2 exons. The record is from RefSeq and is a predicted model, not a curated record. Lineage: Eukaryota; Metazoa; Arthropoda; Arachnida; Trombidiformes; Tetranychidae. Gene Ontology annotation, biological process: regulation of transcription by RNA polymerase II; neuron differentiation; neuropeptide signaling pathway. Gene Ontology annotation, cellular component: plasma membrane; nucleus.
GAGAGAGAGAGAGAGAGAGAGAGAGAAGGAAAGAAAGAAAGAGAAUGAUGAUGAAGGAGUAGCAAAAAAGAAGUAAAUUCGAGAGAAAAGUUUAUCUAGUUUCUUCUUAUAACUUAUCUUGGCAUCAAAUUAUCGUCAUCACCGCAAAUACUAAUAACAAGAGUAUUUACUUCAAUUCCCUUGUAACCUGUUUUCCUCAUCAUCAUAAUUACAAUCAUCUACCACCGUCAUCGUCCCCUCUUAAUCAGUGUAGCAAAUACAGAUCUCAUCGAAUCAGAAUUAGAAUCAACAAUCAGCAAUCAAAGUUAAACAACAUCAAAAAGAAGGAAAAAAAAGAGAGUGAAAGAAAUGGAGAAGAAAAAAAGUUAACUUAACAAUUUAAUUCCAUUGAAAAUUAUUAUUAGUAAAAUAAACAAUUUAAAACAAAAUUAACUUAUUGUUCUUUGUGUUGAUUAUCAAAGUUUCCAAUAAUUGUUAUCACCAUGAAUCGUAAUGAUUUAAUACAAAAUACAAUAAUCUCUUCACCAUCACCACCUUCAAUGAUAAUCGCAUCUUCAUCUUCAUCUCGUGUUGGUGAUUUUUUUGAUUCCUCACCGUCAACACUUUCAUUUGAUGAUUCAUCUUCCCUCUCAUCACUUUCAGUUUUAUCAACUGUCACCCAACUGACCAAUACAAAUACAACUGACCUGGAAACGGGUUGGGCCUCAUCGGAACCUCUACUAAUCCCAGUGACCAUAUUGUACAUUUUAAUCUUACUGACCGGUGUAGUGGGCAACGUGGCAACGUGCAUAGUAAUUGCCCGGAACAAGUAUAUGAGAACAGCAACUAAUUACUAUUUGGCCAGUUUAGCGAUUUCCGAUCUUCUUUUACUCAUCUGUGGCCUACCUCAAGAAUUGUAUCUUCUCUGGCGUCGGCGACCUUACAUUUUCGGUGAAUUUUUCUGUAUCAUUCGUGGCCUCUCCUCUGAGACAUCUUCCAAUGCUUCAGUAUUGACCAUCACUGCGUUUACAAUUGAACGUUACCUGGCCAUUUGUCAUCCCCUUAAGGCUCACACAAUGUCCAAAUUAUCGCGAGUGGUCAAGUUAAUAAUCAUCAUAUGGAUCUGUGCUCUUCUUGGUGCUAUUCCAUUGGCCCUACAAUUUGGCCUUAAAUACGAUGAGACAAUAAUCCAAGAAGGUUCCAUGUCAUCAUUAUCCUCUGCAAUCGCCAUUGAAUCAACCGCUGAAUGUACAGUCAUCUCACCAAUUAAACACUCAUUUGCAAUAUCAACUUUCAUCUUUUUCGUAAUCCCCUGUAUACUAUUGACCGUCCUUUACCUGUCAAUUGGCCUACAUUUAAGACAAUCGGAAGCCUUGAAACGUAAUCAGCCCGAUAAAUGUUGCAAUUGGUUAAAUAAAUGUCGCCCUGAACUUUACAAAACCAAUUCCCAUUCAACUAACAUUGACUCGGUGACCACUCCAAUUAAAUUACAUUCAUCAAGUGUCCAUUCAACCAAUACCAAUGACCAUCAUGGUGAUGAAACAAACAAUUCAUUGUUGACCAAAUAUCAUACAAGUUUGUUGACAAAAAGUAGUUCAAUUUAUUCAAAAUUUAAACCUUCAUUAUCAUGUAUCCGUUACCAUAAUCAUGAGUCUAGAUCAACAAGACAUCAACAAUUAAACCAAUCAAAUCAUCAUAAUCAUAAUCAUCAUCAUCAAUUUAAUAAUAAUCAUCAUCAUCAUUAUCACCAUCACGAGUCAAAUGUAUCUUCAUCAUCUAGACGAGCGGUUAUCAAAAUGUUGGUCGCCGUGGUGGUUGCAUUUUUCAUGUGCUGGGCUCCUUUUCAUGCUCAAAGAUUGAUGGCCACUUAUGCCUCUGGGUCAACUCAAGCGGAGAUAAUAAUCUACAACCUGUUGACCUACAUUUCAGGGGUCACCUAUUAUCUUAGUACGACCAUAAAUCCCGUUCUGUACAGUAUAAUGUCAAUCAAGUUUCGUUCCGCUUUCAAGGAGACUCUUGGCUCUUGUUGUCGGAAAACAGCCUCCGAACCUGAUCUGGGUAAGUUCAACCGUGGAUCCCGAUCAUCAUCACGAUUCAAUAGUACUCUUAAAUCAACUCUGGGACCAGAGACUGAAAUUAUAAUUGGCCCAUCAGAUUCAUUUUCUGGAUCCUUUAAUCGUCACUGAGAUCACUUCCCUUCCUCUCUCACUCUCACUCUCACUCUUGAUCACUUUGGAUCAUCAUCAUUAUCAUUCAGCUCACAGUCAAUUAAUCAUCUUCAUCUUCAUCUUAUAUAUAUCAUUACAUUUUUAGACUUUGAUCCUCAUCAUCCUCACUCUUUUAUCUCAUUCCUUAUGAACACCAUGUUGUUUGCUAUGUAUUUCCCUGGUUCCUUUGUUUUCCUCUCCCACUAUCGUUUAUCCAAUACCGAUUCAAUGACCACCAGCUAAUUGAGAGUAGCGAAAGCAAAAAAAUUACAUAUGAUAUGAACCAGAGAAACACUAGAACCAGAAUUUAUCGUUUUUCUGGUCCAAAGAAGCAAAAAACCAACAGAGAAAUAAAAAAACACUACCAGAGAGAUGGAAGAAAAAAAAUCAUCCAAAACUACAGAAACAAACUGAAUAUUAUUCAAUGAUCAAGUGUCACCAUGAACAGGGGAAAAAAUCUCAACGAUAACACUGAAUCAGAAUAAGAUGAAUGAUGUUCAAAGAGUAAAAAAGAGAUAAUCUAAUGUAAAGAUUUAGCAAUUAACUAAUUGCCCAGUAAUCAUAUUUUUCUCUCACAUUCUAGACCAUCCACAACAUAAUCAAUUGAAAACAAUCAGCAAUCUAAUUGUGAUAAAGAAAAAGAAAUGAAAAAAUAGUUAUAUUAAAUUGAGUUAGUUAAUCAACCAAAUGUUAAUUUUUCCAAUCAAAUCUCAAAGUAGCAAAUAUUUAAAUCAACAAUUAACUAAUCUCUAAACCUUCAAAUCCUACAAUCAACUAAUUUAUCCUUUAAAUAUCCUUGAUUGUUGUUAUCCAUUAAUUUUUAUUCUGCUUGAUUGUAAUAUCUCAAUUUAAACACUGAAAAUCAAACCAAAUCAAAUCAAAUUCCUGUUUUGAUUAGUUGAUCAUGUCUGUUGAUUGUUGUAAUCAUUGUGAUGCAAGAUUAAUGCAACGGAUAAACCAAAAGCAACCACAAUUUACUAAUUAUUAUAAUAAAAAAAAACGAAACAAUUUACCGUUAAUUUAAUUUAAAAUCUAUU